Prunus armeniaca (apricot) is the source of this 522-nucleotide messenger RNA. NCBI's taxonomy places the organism in Eukaryota, Viridiplantae, Streptophyta, Magnoliopsida, Rosales, Rosaceae. The record is from the annotation of a GenBank genome assembly.
AUGGAGUUGACCAAAGCUAUAAGAAUUUGGACAUUUCACGGAGAACCUUGGGAAGCAACUACUAAUGCUAGUAGAAAUGUUGAAGAAGAUGAUGACCAUAGUAGGUACAGUUUUGUGUCUGAAGAAAUAGAGAUGGAUGAUAAUGAUUUUGGUGAUUUUGGAUCUGAUCCUUAUGAGUUUUGCCAAUGUGAUUGGGGAUGGAGAUCAACCAUUGCAAAAUAUGGGAUGAGUGAUGUCUGUUUUACAGAAUUAUUUAUACUUCAAGGCGAUUUGCUUCCAGAAGGAAAUACAAUACCGGCCUCUAUGUAUGAGGCAAAAAAGACUUUGUGUGCAUUGGGGCUGAGUUAUGAGAAAAUGCACGCAUGCCCCAAUGAUUGCAUCUUGUAUAGGAAGGAGUAUGAGGAUUUAACUCAUUGUCCUAAUUGUGGUAUCUCAAGGUGGAAAGAAGGCAAAGAUUCAAUCUUGAAAGAGGGUGUGCCAGCGAAGGUGGUGUGGUAUUUUUCCUCCAAUUCCAAGGUUUAA